Molecule: messenger RNA, 1776 nt
Organism: Brassica oleracea var. oleracea
Lineage: Eukaryota; Viridiplantae; Streptophyta; Magnoliopsida; Brassicales; Brassicaceae
Exons: 5
Coding region: 1-1776 (591 amino acids)
Molecular function (GO): zinc ion binding
Source: RefSeq, a predicted model, not a curated record
AUGGUUCUAAUCUACGUUAAAUCUGGUGUAUGGAUGUCAAGUUUCAGUGACGAGUGGAGUUUCUUGGCAGACAAACAAAGGCGUGGUCGAAUGGUGACAUUAGAAACUACUACUUUACUGGAGGAACUCAAGAUCAUGGUGUGUGAAGAUUAUGGGGUCGACCCUAAUUUGGUUAAUGUCGAGUUCAGUUAUGAGAUGGUCAAUCAAAGAGGAAAUCCUCCCAUUAGUAUCAGUAAUGAUCGACAAGUGUGUAACUUUGUGGGCUACGCAAAGAAGGGUUCCUCUACAACCUUGUGUGUCACGUUCUCUGGUACUGGUACUGGUGUAAAGGAAAAGGAACGAGUCAAUAUCGAUCUCAAUAAGGAACCGUGUGAUUCAAGUAAUGUUGAGGAAGGUGAAGUUCCUGACAUAAAUCUGGGAGAUUUUGCAGAACCAUCAACAAAGUGUUGUGAUAAAAGGAAGAAUCAUGUCGUUGAGGAUGGUUCCGGUCAUGCUGGUUCAAAGAGUGAAAAGUAUGGCGAUAGUGAAAAGGAAAGCCGAGCUGGGAACACAGAUUUCAUGAAGAAAUAUCAACUUUUCCGAAGUAAACAUGUCCUAAAGGCAACAAUGGAAAUUUGGGCGAUGAAGAAUAAUUACGAUUUCCUUCACGCUUGGGAAGCUCGUGAGUAUGCAAUUGCAGCUGGUAGAGGUAUACCAGACGAAAGUUAUGCAAAGAUACCAAAAUAUUUGCAUAUGAUUGAAGACGCUAAUCCUGGUUCACACACUCACUAUGAAACUAAGAAGGAUGGUAGAUUCAUGUAUCUAUUUAUGCCGUUUGGGCAAUCAGUUAGAGGAUUUCACAGUCAUAUGCGUAGGGUGAUUGUUGUUGAUGGAACUUUUCUGAAAAAUAAAUAUAAAGGAGUUCUACUUGUUGCUACAGCUGUAGAUGGUAACUCCAACUUGUAUCCAAUUGCAUUUGGAGUUGCUGAUUCAGAGAAUGAAGAAUCAUGGGAGUGGUUCUUCAGACAGUUGAGUGUGGUUAUUCCUGAUAGUAAAGACUUAGCUUUUGUGUCAGAUAGACAUGCGUCAAUUUCUAAAGCAAUCAAGGAUGUCUACCCACGAUCAAAGCACGGAAUUUGUAUACACCACUUGCUGACCAAUGUUGUUAAAUUCUUCAGGACAAAGGGGUUCACUGCCUUGGUCGAGAAGGCUUCAAAGGCAUAUAGGUAUGACAUCAGGACCAAUAACCCAGCCGAGUCGAUUAAUUCAGCUCUGAGAUCUCCUAGACAAUUUCCAGUGGAGAAAAAGAUUGAUAGGAGAAUCGUGAAGGCUCGAGGGUUUCAGGUUCAGAAGGUUGACAACUUCAGAUCACUUGUUAAAGGAGACAUAUAUGAUUGUCAUGUUGAUCGGGAAACCAGAACAUGCACAUGUGGGAAAUUUAAUUUAGGAAAAAUUCCAUGCAGGCACGCCAUUCCUGCAAUUUAUUCUCGAGGUAUGGAAGUACACCGAUUUACUGAUGGCGUCUAUAGCACUGCAACGUGGAGAGCUGCCUACGCGGAAUCCAUUAAUCCCAUACCAGUUCCAGAGGCUGAAUGGAAUGUCCCAGAUGAGGUUAAACUUGCGAAGAUCUUACCACCAGAGUCAAGAAAGAGUGCUGGUAGACCAGUAAAGAGAAGGUAUGAAAGAGUAGAAGACAAGAUUAGAUCUUCUCAAGGAUCAACUAAGAAGAAAAAGCACAAGUGCAGCCGGUGUGAUAUGGAGGGACACAAGAGAGGAACAUGUGAUAAACCUAUCUAG